AUCGUCGUUGUGGUGCGUCACGUCGCGUGUGCGAGAGUCUCCGAGAGCUGCUGGCCGUGCCAAUCCGGCGUGUCGGUGUGCGUGUUUGUGUGCGUUUUUCCUCCGUUUGCGGAAGAGUUGCGAGAAAGAGAGCGAGAGAGAGUGUGAGGGCAAAAAACGGGAAAAACGACGGCGAUUGAUUCGAGUCGAGGCCUGCUGAUUAUUCACAAGUCAUUUUCCGGGAAAAUCUGCGUGGGUGAAUUUUCCUUGUCCCAAGACGCGCGCGGUUCUGUUUGCUUCCCGUUUGCAAAAGUGAAACGGCAACAUCGACUGUCAGUCGGUAGAGCGAGAGAAAGAGAGGGAGAGAGCCAAAAGUUAUCAGCCGAAAAAUCGUUUGAUUUCGUUCUAAACGCCAGGAUUUCGUUGUAAAUCCAGUUUUCCGGAAAACACGUCGCGUUCCAGCUGGAGAAUUCGUGUCGAAAACCGUGAAUCUGCCCGUAAAUGUUCAAUCCCGACGCGGUUUGACCGUGAAAAGGAAGAAAAACCACGAGGAAGAAAUUUCCGGAUUGACAGUGUGUGUGCGUGGAAAUUGCAUUUUCCAGACGUCAACGAAAAUCAUUGGAUUUUUCCCCGAGACCCCAUCCAUAAGAUCGUGUGCGGUGAGGAGUAUUUUUCUGAAUAACGCUCAAACAUGAAUAAAGCAGCCACGGACACGCGUUGUCUAAUUUCACCCCGGAUACGUCACAUGGAGCAACCACUUUGACCGGUUGGAGUCCUCCAGAAGCAGCAGCAACAGCAGAAGUAGGAGAGCAGAAGCAUUAGCCGAGAAAGUUCAACAGCAGCAGCAUUUGUAAAGACAACCAACAAACAACUCAACAACUACAAUCUACACACACACAGUCACACAUUCGGAAUCAGCAACAACAACAGAGAGAUACCCAUUAGAAUUCCCCCCCACCCUCCUCACACCUCACGCGUCGUGUGGAGUUUUAACUGAACUAGUUUUGCUCCUGGGGCCAUCUCGUUUGGCACUCCCAGGGUCCGGGCGAUCCUCCAAAAGCCACCUGCCGUUUUGCGUUUGUGCAGAACUGCCUGAACAGCACCACUCACUUUCACAAGAAGGGCGGCAGUCGACGCGGCUUCUUCCACCAACCUAAACCCCCCCACAAACGAUGGCUGUUUUUACAAAACUCUGCUUACCCGAUAUUGUCAAAUUAAAACGCUAGUUAGUAAAGCCUUUGUCCGUCCCCGAUUUCGAGGAGGUCACGCUAAGAAUUUACUAACUUUAACGUUUUUUAGGUACAAUAUCAGUUACUUUACACGGUUUUUACUUAACGUUAAGUCUUUUGUCAAGCCACUUUUUUAUUUAAUUAUCAUAGAAAGUACACUCGUAAGAUUUAAUAAUAUAAAUAAUUAAUAAUUUUCUUACUAGAAUUUUAACGAGUACUGUUUUUUUGGAUACCAUAGUGCUACCCUUAAAGUACUUGAGUUUGCAGAUAUCGAUUUUACACACUUUUUUCAUAAAAAAGCUAGAGCAAGUGCGCACUAAUUUGUACCGUGUCUAGAGUGUUUCGCCUCGAUAAUUGUUGGAGAAGUAUCUCGAAAGUUAAAAAAAAGAAGUUAAAACUCCACUGAUUCCCAUUUCGAAUAUCCUCUUUCACUCGUGAGCGCGCAAAGAACGCAAACAAAUCUCUCUCAGCGCUCGAUUCGAAAGAAAAGCAAAAAUGGAGCCAUUCUCAGCGGAUAUUUUGUGGCUCGUCAUACUGGGCUUUGUGAUCGCGUUUAUUUUGGCGUUCGGAAUUGGAGCGAACGAUGUGGCCAACUCGUUCGGCACCAGCGUCGGGUCGGGCGUGCUGACCAUCCGGCAGGCCUGCUGGUUGGCGACGAUCUGCGAGGUGUCCGGAGCGGUGCUGAUAGGGUACAAAGUGUCGGACACGAUGCGGAAAGGCAUCCUGGACGUCGAGAUGUACAAGGGAACCGAGCAGGAACUAAUGCUGGGCUGCCUGUCGGCGCUGGCCAGUUCCGCGCUGUGGCUGCUGGUGGCGACGUUCUUCAAGCUGCCCAUCUCCGGCACGCACAGCAUCGUCGGUUCCACGAUCGGAUUCAGCCUGGUGGCCCGCGGCAUGCAGGGACUGAAGUGGAGCACGCUCGGAACGAUCGUUGGUUCGUGGUUCAUCUCGCCGGUGCUUAGUGGAAUGAUGAGCGUUACGCUGUUUUGGCUGAUUCGGAAGUUUAUUUUGUGCGCCAAGAACCCGCUGAAGGCCGGGUUGCGGUCGUUGCCCCUGUUCUAUGGCGUUACGCUGGCAGUUAACAUAUUCAGCAUCGUUCACGAUGGACCGAAAUUGCUCCACAUGGAUAACAUCCCGACCUGGGUUGCGCUGGUCACCAGUGUUUCGCUGGGAUUGAUCAUUGCCGUGCUCGUUCAGCUGUUUAUCGUGCCGUGGCAGAAGAAGAAGAUUCUGAAUCAGGACAAGACGACCAAGACGGAGUUUAUGGUCGGAGACUCGGACUGCGAUUCGUCCUCGAACGGAAGCCCACGACGCCCGAAGCGUCCGCUGUCGCUGGUCGGUGACGGAAAGACGCUGCCGGCAAUCACCGAGACGACCGAGCUGGUUUCGCUGUCGUCGCAGCACCAAAACAACGGACUGAUCAAGAAGUUCUCGAUCGACCUGUCGCCGAACGCCAUCAAGGGCAACAACAAUCCGAACCCGUACAAAAUCGACCCGCGCAUCGUGCAAAAGGCGGAGAACCUGCUGGCCGCCAACAAGACCAGCCUGGACAACACCGAUCUUACGAUCACCAGCCUGAACUACAUCGACGAGUACCAGAACGGACAUGGUCGGAUCGCGCUCAACUCGUACUUUGAUCGCCGGAACAGCAACAACGUUUCGCCCAAAUCGCCGGACUCGGUUACGCUCAGCAACGGAGUAAAAGACGCGUCGACCAUCGUCCAGAACGGUCGAUCGCCCACCAGUCCCAAGAGCGACAGCACGCUGCCAAUCGCCGACUACACGCUCGCACCGCCCAACAUCCUGAACAACAGCAGCGGCACCGCCACCGGAAACGACCUGAAAAAGGACAUUGGCAAGAUCGAGAACGCCGCCGGGUUGGACCAUUCGCUCAUCAGUACGACGCUGUCGCCCAACUCGAGCAAGGUGCCGCUGAUCGGGGGAAAGGACGGAAGUGAAGACGGGCGAGCGCAGCAGGUGGUCGAGGAAACCGAGGACGUUUCGGCGCUGUUUUCGUUCCUGCAGGUGCUGACGGCCACGUUCGGAAGCUUCGCGCACGGUGGCAACGAUGUGAGUAACGCGAUCGGCCCGCUGAUAGCGCUGUUCAUGAUCUACCGCGAGGGCUCGGUGCUGCAAAAGUCGGAAACGCCGCUGGCGAUCCUGCUGUACGGCGGCGUCGGCAUCUCCGUCGGGCUGUGGCUGUGGGGACGCCGCGUCAUCGAGACGAUCGGCAACGAUCUCACCAAGAUUACCCCGUCGACUGGCUUCACCAUCGAAAUCGGUGCGGCGUUCACGGUGCUGCUCGCGUCCAAGAUCGGUCUGCCCAUCUCGACGACGCACUGCAAGGUCGGUUCGGUGGUAUUUGUGGGCCAGGCCAGCGCCCCGAAGAAGCUGUCGGCGGACGAGGAGAAAGCGCUGAAGUUGCGCAGUCCGCACGAGCAUCAUCACUACGCGACUGGGCAGCAAAAGGCCGUCGACUGGGGCCUGUUCCGGAACAUUGUGUACGCGUGGGUGGUGACGGUGCCGGUGGCUGCGCUGCUGAGUGCCGCGUUUAUGUACGCGCUGUGUGCGAUCGUGUUGUAAGAAGGAGGAGGAGAAGCGGCCAAGAGGAAGGAAGGACAUCUCGGAGGAGUUUCUUCAGAUUGAGUUGUUGGUUCGUUUUUUUUUAAAUCAGGAUUAUUUUCAGGAAACGGUUUUAGGAGUGCAUGAGAUGUUGAAAGUUUUGUUUUUUUUUUAUCGUAGGAAUACAGAGUCUUUGAAAGAUGAAAACACACACACACACCCCACACACAUACGUUUUUGUAUAAUGAUGUUAGGAAAACGACUGUUUAGGUUUCCCUAUCGAAACGCGAACGCGAUUGCUUUUAGGUUUUACUCUGUGUACUUAAAAUGGAGUCGAUUUGAAUACAUUUGUUGCUGGUCUCAAAGUUUGUGCACACACAAAACUUACAACCCACACUCACACACACACAGAACUCUUUCUCUCUUCUGUAGACGAGGAGAAAUAAAUGUUUGAAAGCCAUGAUUAGUGAAGUAACAUUACAACAAAAAAAAAACAAUAAUUAAUUUUUAAGUGUAAAAUCUCAAACAACAAAAGUGAUAACGAAAAAAAGAAAAAACUAGAGCAAAAUAAAGCAAAAAACACAAAUGAGAGAUGAAAAAAAAGCCAAAACAACAAUCAAACAAAUGAACUCGCCGCACUUGUUUCGAAUCAGUCAAUUCCGCGUGCAGAGAUGGCGUUGUACGAUUUUGCAGGAGAAAGAGCACUUCCGUUUUAUGAUUUCCUACGUUGCUUCUUCCUAUGUGUCUGUUUCACUUUCUCUUACUGGGUUGCACAGUCUACUUCACUUGUUUGAUCGGGUUUUGUGUUCCAAGGUGUUUGCGUGUUCAGUUUUGAGGUUACCUUUUUGCGCCGAAAGUGAUAAUACAACAAUUCCCCAAUUUCUAGCAUAGUCGUCCAGACCUCCUGAACGCUAUUGUUUGACAAUUUAAAUUCGCCCUUUUCAAAACUAAAGUAUAAUUCAAAAGGAGGGUUUUCCUGCAAAGUUUAUCAAUGUUGCAUACAAUAACAAAAAUUGUAUGCAAUAUGUACCCGACCUGAGUGUCAAAUUAGGUCGUUAGGUCAUUCAAGCCUUUGGAGGCCUAGAACCGAGUAGGAAUCUUCCAAGAAACUUGUGGGUUGUCGGGCGAACGGAUUCGUUUAUGAAAAAUAACUCUCCGUGAUGGGCACGAAGUGCCCUGAUAGUGCUUAUCCUCAAAACGCCAAUGUCUUUAAACAUCCGGUAUCACGGCUUGGGUGAAUUUCCCCUCCUUUUAAAGGUACUUGCAAAUCUCGACGGUAUUUGGGAAGCUUUUGGUGUUGCUUUCAAAUUCUACGCAUUUUAAACAAUAUUUUAAAACAUUGAAUUGUUUGGAUUGCUGAACAAUAGGGUCCUAAAGCCCUAUGUAAAUUUUUGUGUACAACGGUAAAAAAACACGAUUAAAAACCAUUUCCGAUCCUUUUUUUACAUUUUAAUGCAAAAAAUUAAAUUUACAAGACAACAUUUUUUCGAUGGAUCAACUAUGGUCCCCUUGGAACGAGCUGUCACCUAGGCUGUCACGUAGGACCUUUCCUGUCAAAAAAGACCGUGAAGUCAAUUUUUUGAAAUUGGUUUAAAAAUUCAUUUUAAAUCCUUUGCGGUCGUACAAAGGGUCAUUGUACUCAGAAAAAUAAGCUUUAUCGUUGUGAACAAUAAUAUCCCAAAUUUGACAAUGUUGACAGUUUCAGAGAAAGGGGGCGUUCUUUUAUUACGUAACGCAGUUGGGGAAGAGGGAGGUUUCAAGGCCGUGUUACGCUCCAUAUAAAAAAAAUAAAUUUGCAUGGACACUUUGCCACGAGGAGGGGGGGGGGAUGGGGUCCAAAAAUAUUUUUUUUUGCGUUACGUAAUAAAAGAACGCACCCAAAGUGCUGAAUAUGUAUCAACUCGAAUGGUACAAAAAUUGUGCCAUUUCAAUAAAAUUGUCAUAUUCAAAUCGCACGGGUCAUUGAAUCCGUCAAUCAGGAACAUAACAAAACUUUUCGGUACCUACAAAUUUGGUGCCGAAUCUUUCCGGCCAGAGUUUGUAGGGUUUGAUGUUUGCUGGAGGAGUUGAAAAAAUGUCAACAAAUCAUUUCGUGCAUUGAAACCAUUCAGAUUGGAUUCACUAAUUGGAUUGAAUGUCCGCUAAAGCAGAUAUUAGACAAUGACAAACAAACUCGCUUUUUUUCGUGUUUGACAGUUGGACAAAUUCGCAAACAAUCCAAAAUGUAUGCAGGUUGACGUUUCUGCAAAUAUAUGCAGGCAAACCUUGAGAAAAACAAACAAAGCAGACUGUCAAAAAGUACGAGUUAGUUUCCAGAUGUUAAAAAAAGCCCGCAAAUCGGUUUUUAUAUGGAGAUUUUCAGAGAAGGUAACAAAUCACCGCUAAUUUCACCGGAUUUUUUCCUGUAGGGUUGUUUUGCAUGCCAAAGUGGACCGAAAGCGCUUUUGGAUUAAUUUUAUUUAAAGCUUUUAUUUACUUGUUUUGAAUACCCUACAGAAAAAAAAGGUUAAAUUUGCCCGCAAAAUGUUCCAAGUUUCACUUUUCUCCGUAUAGAAACCAGCUUUCGUGCUAACUAUUUUGACAGCCCGCCUUGCCUUAUUAUAAUCUACAUACUUGUACUCUCUCUGUGUCGAUAUUGAAGGGACCGUCGAGAGCGGGAGGUUUCAAAUUAUAGAAUUCAAAAAUCAAAGCAUGCUUUCGAAGGGACUGAAAAAUUAAUUGACAGAUGGAGCAAUAUUGAUAUCGAGAAAAUCGACAGCUAGAGAGUCGACUGUAUUUCGAAUAAGAAGCUAAUGCGAAUGCGGUAUCACACGUUUUUUUUUGUUGCAGAAGCUCUGUCGCCUGUGACAGCUCUCUUGGAUAAGCCUACCAGACCCACCUUCACAUAGUUUCAUUUCUAUUUAAAAAUAAUGGAGUCCAUGCCAGAGCUAACUAUCCCACCACGCCACCUCCUUCGUGCACCCGUGUUAGAUCCCGCCGAAACAAAGGCUAAAACUAGACCACCUCGUGGUCAAAUCUAGCGUGACCACGUGGUCCGCGGCGCGGUAGUGAAUCGUGUAAAUGUGUGUUAUUUUGACAAACAAAGGCAGAAGAAGUACUAAUGUUAAGAGAAACCACUGUUAUUGCAUUGAAUGUUGAAUUAAUGAAAACCAAAUGGAAAACAUAAAAUCAAAAUGAAUCCCAACAGCGUAAAACGUUAGACAUUUGAACUAAUCCUUAUAGGACUCGUAAAUAUGUGUGUGUAUCUUACAAAAGAAAACAAAUCGUUGACAAAAUGCAAAUCGUCGUUGCGGCUUUUUUUUCUAAUUUAUUUUUAAUAAUGCAUCAAGCAGAACAAAACGUCCAUUCGGCAUUUGACUUCCUUCCUCCGACGCCAAAAAUGGGGGAAUAUUUUGUUUAGUUUUCUAUCAUUUUUCUUUAAGUCGUCUCUCAGAGGAUAAACGAAAUAAAAACUAGUACUUAGCGGCUUAAAAUCUGUGCGUAGAGAGCAGAAAGCACGUCUCUUUUAGGUUCCACUAAAAGUUUAGCAUCAGCGCGCGUCACCACAAUAGACACAACACAAAUUAGUGAACGUAAUUGAUAAGUGUUACAAGCAAAAUUGAAGGGGGACAGUUGUCUAGAAAAUAAGUCAUUUCGGUUCUUUUUUACGCAGAGCAAACGCAAACCAAAAUCCUCUCAUUGACACACACACUCUCAAAGACCCACUUAAGUUUACCAAAAUCAAUCAGAAAUGUCUGCAGACUUAAAAAAAACAUCGGUGAAAUUUAUACUAGAAUUAUUAAUUACUUAUAUUAUUAUGAUUAGGGUGAUACUUACAAUUAAAUAAAAAAGAUGACGUGAGAAAAGAAUUACUUAAACAAAAAAAAAACUAAAAAAGCAAGGCAAGGCAACGGUUAAACAACGCAGGAAGACACUUUUCGUAGAACCACGAACGAAUCCCGCGCGCUCCGAACCAAUCCCGCGGUCAAACCUUCCGUAAAACGAGGGCCCCGCGAAACCACCCAAAAGUCCUAACAAUUCGUCGAGCGCACCUCCACUUGAAAAAAAGACUUGAAAAUUCUGUCUUCUGAACUUGUUUAACUAGCAACGAAACAAAACAAAACAAAAAUCGGUCAUCUUUCGGUUUUUGAAACGGCAACGGACCGCACCAACAGCAGCAGAAGCAAAAAGGCAACGUGUUUUGUGAUGAAGAAGUCGCAGCAGGGUUAGAGAAUUGGGCCAGACGAGAAGAAAGCAAAAGGCAAGCAAGGCGGAUGCAUUUUCACCCUUUCGCAAAUCUCGAAUUUAUUCUCCGCAAAUAAAAGCAGACGAAACUAAGAUGAUGUUCAAAACAUAAAAAACACAAUCCAACAAUCUCUUGCUGUAAACGUGAACGUAGAGUGUAGUUGCAAAAAUUGAAAGGUGUAACAACAAAAAAAUAUUGUAACGUAACUAGCUGUAAGCAAGCAAAUGAAAAGAUGAAAAACAAAACAGGAAAAAAUAAAACAAGAUCCUCAAAACCUGGAA
This is a messenger RNA of Culex pipiens pallens (northern house mosquito), 8276 nucleotides long. It is a transcript of the gene NaPi-III, whose product is annotated as sodium-dependent phosphate transporter 2. Gene Ontology annotation, cellular component: membrane. Gene Ontology annotation, molecular function: phosphate transmembrane transporter activity. The record is from RefSeq and is a predicted model, not a curated record. Gene Ontology annotation, biological process: phosphate ion transmembrane transport. The coding region runs from base 1704 to 3791 and encodes 695 amino acids. Lineage: Eukaryota; Metazoa; Arthropoda; Insecta; Diptera; Culicidae. The transcript is spliced from 7 exons.